AUGACCAUAAUUUUCGACGACCUCUGUCGUUCGCAAUGCGCAUCGGCUCUUUCUCCGCGUCUACAAUAUGCUUUCACGGACAUGCACCAAGGCCAGGUCUCUUUUCGUCGCUCACUUGCUACCGAAGCGGCUCCCAGCCAGCCAGCGCGACUGGCCAAGACCGUCAAACCCCAUAUUUCGACAGCCAUCGUCCUCAACCGUUCUCCCAUUCUAACGCGCUCUUCAACUCCAUUCGAAACAGCCUAUUAUUCCUACCAAGCUCGCAUACGACGCACCCUCCAUAACCCGUUCCCUUACGACUUCUAUUUUAAGCAAGGAACCCUCAUAGAGACACGGUUCAACAUAGAGGAACGGAGGCGCGAGAAACUUGCUUUCGGCCCGAGAUUCCUGGAAAAGGAGGAUAUCAGCGAGGAGAAGAGACAGGCCAAUAUUGCUGCUGUCGAGCAAUUGGCGCAACAGGAAGGGGAGGGAGAAGAACUCGUCCCGCGAACGCACCCAGCAGACAUUAGUGGCGACGUCAGAAGCCUCGACCGCCAAGGAAAGAGGAACCUCUAUUUGUUGCUACACACCGUCGAGGAUGGGACGGAGAAAUGGCGCUUCCCGCAAGGGGAUGUGGAGAAGGGCCAAUUUCUACACCAGGCCGCGCAGAAAAAUCUAUUUGCUGAAUGCAAAGAUGAAAUGGACACUUGGAUCGUUGGCAAGACUCCCAUUGGGGUAUACAAACCUCCACAGACUGAGGCUCCUGCGGAACUAGCUACACCAGAGUGCGUAACAUUCUUCUUCAAGGCUCACAUCAUGGCUGGCCAAGUAAAGCCGGCGAAAGACAAUAUAAAGGACUUUGCGUGGCUAACGAAGGAAGAGGUUGAGACACGAGUGGACAAGCAUUAUUGGGACGGCAUAAAGGACGUCCUCUCCGACUAUUAG
Molecule: messenger RNA, 924 nt
Organism: Cyclocybe aegerita
Lineage: Eukaryota; Fungi; Basidiomycota; Agaricomycetes; Agaricales; Hemipholiotaceae
Source: the annotation of a GenBank genome assembly